AUGAAAAUUGUAUUUAAAGAUUUUAAAAAACAAGUAAUUCCAAUUGAAUUAGAAUUGAAUGAUACUGUAUGUAAAUAACUCCAUGGUGAUAAGUAAUUAUACUAAUUUCAUUUUCAGGUUUUAAAAGCUAAAGAAUUAUUAGGUAAAGAAAAAGAUGUUGAAGCUUCUCAAAUUAAAUUAGUUUAUUCGGGCAAAGUUUUAAUUGAUGAAAAAACAUUGGAAGAAUCAAAAAUAAAAGAAGGUGCUUCAAUUAUAUUUAUGAUUGCAAAAGCUAAAAAAACACCAACACCAAUUCCAACUGAAUCAUCUGAAAAUAAAUCAACCACCGAACAACAUCAACAGGAAUCAUCCAAUACAGAACAAGCAACAACCACCGAACAACCACAAACUAGUACAGAAUCUACAUUUGCCGUGGGAAGUGAAAGAGAAGCUACAAUUACAAAUAUAAUGGAAAUGGGGUAUGAAAGACCACAAGUUGAAGCUGCUUUAAGAGCUGCUUUUAAUAAUCCACAUCGUGCUGUUGAAUAUUUAAUUACAGGUAUACCAGAAUCAUUACAACAACAACAACAACAACAACAACUCCAUCAACAAUCACCGAUUGCUGCUCCAUUAGCAGAAUCAAUUACAGCUCAAGGAACUCAUGAUAAUAACCAUAAUGAUGAUGAUGACGAUGAUGAUGAUGAUGAACAUGACAGAAGUGCCCAGGGAGAAAAUUUGUUUGAACAAGCAGCAGCCGCAGCAGCAGGUGGUAAUAAUCAACAUACUUCAAUGCCUUCAGGUGGUGCAGGAGCUGGAAGUGGUGCAGGAGCUUUAUCAGGUGCAAGUGAUGAUCAACAAAUGCAAUUGUUAAGAGCUGCAUUACAAUCAAAUCCAGAAUUAAUUCAGCCUUUAUUAGAACAAUUGGCAGCUUCAAAUCCUCAAAUUGCAAAUUUAAUUCAACAAGAUCCAGAAGGUUUUAUAAGAACAUUUUUAGGUGCAAGUGGUGAAGAUUUAGGAUUUGAAAUUGAACCUGAAGGUGGUGAAGGUCAAGGUGGUAAUGAUGAAGGUACUAUUCGUAUUACAUUAUCUGAACAAGAUCAAAAUGCAGUUAAUAGAUUAUGUGAAUUGGGUUUUGAAAGAGAUUUAGUUAUACAAGUUUAUUUAGCUUGUGAUAAAAAUGAAGAAGUAGCUGCUGAUAUUUUAUUCAGAGAUGCUUAA
Molecule: messenger RNA, 1197 nt
Organism: Insectozyma verbasci
Lineage: Eukaryota; Fungi; Ascomycota; Pichiomycetes; Serinales; Debaryomycetaceae
Source: the annotation of a GenBank genome assembly